This is a messenger RNA of Akanthomyces muscarius, 3144 nucleotides long. RefSeq lists its product as uncharacterized. Gene Ontology annotation, molecular function: small GTPase binding. The record is from RefSeq and is a predicted model, not a curated record. Gene Ontology annotation, cellular component: nuclear envelope; cytosol. Gene Ontology annotation, biological process: protein import into nucleus. The coding region runs from base 1 to 3144 and encodes 1047 amino acids. The transcript has 9 exons. Lineage: Eukaryota; Fungi; Ascomycota; Sordariomycetes; Hypocreales; Cordycipitaceae.
AUGGACACUGCCGCCAUCAGGGGCUUGCUCGCUGCGAGUCUGCUUCCCGAUGCGGACAACCGACGCCGUGCUGAGCUUCAACUCAAGCAGGUGGAAGAAGAGGUUGGCUUCCUCGUCUGCCUUCUCGACAUUCUCGAGGCUGAACAAGAUGCCAGUGUUCGCUUAGCCACAAUCAUCUAUCUCAAGAACCGCGUCAAUCGAUCAUGGUACACCACCGAACCCGUCGCCGCCGGCAAAUUGAUACCCGACGAGGAAAAGAGCCGCAUUCGAGACCGCCUCGUCCCCCUGCUCGCCAACUCCGACCCCCUCGUCCGCCAGCAGCUCAUCCCCGUCAUCCAACGCGUCCUCCAGGCCGAUUUCCCCAGUCGAUGGCCCAAUUUCAUGGGCUUCACCUCGGAGCUGCUCAACACCAACAACCCCUCCUCCGUUCUGGCCGGCCUGCAAUGCCUGCUCGCCAUCUGCCGUGCUUUCCGCUUCAAGGCCAGCAACAGCGACGAUAGGCAGCACUUUGACAGCAUUGUCGAGGCCAGUUUCCCCCGUCUGCUGGCCAUCUGCAACGAGCUGGUCAACCAGGAGAGCGACGAGGCCGGUGAGAUGCUUCACCUCGCUCUCAAGACCUACAAGCACGCGACAUGGCUCGAACUCGCCCCCGCUCUUCGUGUUCCCGAAACCAACAUUGCCUGGUGCACCGUCUUUCUCCAGACCGUUGCAAAGGCUGCCCCGGCCAACGCCAUGCGGGACGACCCGACCGAUCGCGAAACCCACCACUGGUGGAAGGCCAAGAAAUGGGCCUACUUCAACCUGAAUCGCCUGUUUAUUAGACAUGGCAACCCCACCGUGCCUGGCAAGGAGGCCGAUGCCAUGGCUUUCGCAAAGAACUUCAUCGCCAACAUUGCGCCCGAGAUUCUCAAGCACUACCUCCACGAGAUCGAGAAAUGGGUCGCCAAGACCUCGUGGCUCAGCCGGCCCUGUCUCUCCUACACCCUUAUUUUCCUCGACGAGGCUGUUGGCCCCAAAGAGAUGUGGCCGCAUCUCAAGCCGCACUUGACCAACCUCGUCACCCACUUCGUCUUCCCCGUGCUUUGCCUGACCGAGGACGAUCUCGAGAAAUUCGAAGACGAACCCGAAGAGUACCUCCACCGCAAGCUCACCUAUUUUGAGGAGGCUUCCGCCCCCGACGUGGCCGCGACCAACUUCCUCGUCAACCUCACCAAGCAACGCCGCAAGGAGACAUUUGAGAUUCUAAAGUUUGUCAACGCCGUCGUCAACGAAUAUGAAGAAGCUACCCCCGAGAACAAGAACCACGUCGCCAAGGAGGGUGCUCUGCGCAUGAUUGGCACUCUGGCCCCUGUCAUUCUCGGCAAGAAGAGCCCCAUCGCCGACCAGAUCGAGUACUUUCUCGUCCGAUACGUCUUCCCCGACUUCAAGAGCCCCCAGGGUUACCUCCGUGCCCGUGCUUGCGACACCAUUGAGAAGUUCGAGCAGCUCGACUUCCAGGACCAGAACAACCUGCUCACCAUCUACCGCCAUAUUCUUGAUGGCAUGGCUGAUGAAGCGCUUCCUGUCCGCAUCACCGCUGCUCUCGCCCUGCAGCCUCUCAUCCGCCACGACGUUAUCCGCCAGCACAUGAAGCAGAGCAUUCCUACGAUCAUGCAGCAGCUACUGAAGCUUGCAAACGAGGCUGAUAUCGACGCGCUCGCCAACGUCAUGGAAGACUUUGUUGAGGUAUUCGCCACCGAACUUACUCCUUUCGCUGUUGCCUUGUGCGAACAGCUCCGCGACACAUAUCUGCGCAUUGUUCGCGAGCUUCUUGAGAAGGAGAGCAAGGCCGGCGAAGACGACGAACUAUACAUUGCGUACGACGACAAGAGCAUUACUGCUCUUGGUGUCCUGCAGACCAUCGGAACCCUGGUCCUCACUCUUGAGAGCACCCCCGAUGUGCUUCUUCACAUUGAAGCUGUCCUCAUGCCUGUCAUCAAGGUCACACUUGAGAACAAGCUCUACGACCUUUAUAACGAAGCAUUCGAAAUCAUCGACAGCUGCACCUUCACUGCCAAGGCCAUCUCUCCUAACAUGUGGCAGGCUUUCGAGCUGAUUCAUACGACUUUCAAGUCUGGCGCCGAGUUCUACCUUGAGGAUAUGUUGCCUGCUCUCGACAACUUUGUUCAGUAUGGUUCCCCCCAAUUGGUCCAGAAGCCGGAAUACAUCCAGGCUCUCUAUGAGAUGGUUUCGGACAUGUUCUCGGACAUUCGUCAGGGUGGAGUCGAGAGAAUAUGCGCCUGCAAGCUGGCUGAGGCUCUUAUGCUUAGUCUGCGUGGAAACAUUGACCAGUAUGUCGAGGGCUUCAUCUCCAUGGCUAUGAAUGUUUUGUCUGCUCAGCCCGACGUCAAGCCCAAGAGCUACAAGAUUUAUCUGGUCGAAAUGGUCAUCAACGCCAUCCAUUAUAACCCUCUUCUGAGUCUUCAAAUUCUGGAGACCAAGGGGUGGACGAAUCGCUUCUUCAGCCUGUGGUUCGGCAGCAUGUCUUCUUUUAGCCGUGUCCACGACAAGAAGCUGUGCAUUGUUGCCAUUUCUGCUCUUCUUAACCUCAACCACGAACAGGUCCCCCCGAGCGUCUCUGUUGGCUGGCCGCGUCUGCUACAGGGUAUUACUGAGCUUUUCCGCACUCUUCCUGCUGCCCUUAAGAACCGGGAAGAGGCCCUCCGUGACGACCCUUACUUCUCCAGCAACUAUACUUACGAUGACGACGAUGACGAGUGGGAUGAUGACGAGUCCAAGUGGGAAGCUGAGGAAGAGGAGCCUGUUGUCGAGGAAGAGACAACCGAAGCCAAGGAGGAGAGCAAUGCCUAUCUCGAAUUUCUACACGGCGAGGCCCAAAAGUUUAGCCGCGCUAUUGAUGAUGAUGAGGAGGACGAGCUGAGAGAAGAUAGCGUUCUCCUAGAAUCACCCCUCGACAAAGUUGAGCCUUACCAGCUCUUCAGUGGUACUCUUCUGAAAAUGCAACAAGAGCAGCCCCAGUUCUACAGCAGCCUGGCUGGUCAACUGUCACCAGAGGAGCAGAAUGUGCUGCAGAGCAUUGUCGCCAAGGCCGAAGCCAUUGCCGCGCAGCAAGCACAGCAGCCACCCAACGGCGGUGCCAACUAG